GGAUGGAGAAUUCCUGCCUGUCCAGUGCAAGUUUGUCAACACAACCGAUAGGAUGGUCUUUGAUCUCAUCCAUCAUUUUAACAGGUUCCCUAAAGCGUUCUUAACAUUCAGUUCCUUCAGAAAUUUGUUCCCUGAAAUCAAUGGAUACUGUUACUGUGCUGACAGCCUUGGGAGAGAACUAGAAGAUACAGGUCUGGAAAUGUUGCUUGAAAAUGUGUACGACACAGUUUUUGCAUCGCUGGAACCGGUUCCCACCUUUGCUGAAAGUAGCAUGUAUAGGAUCCUACAGAGACGUUUCCUGGGAGUACAACUGGCAACAACUGGCAGAUUCAGAUGCCCCUCCAAGUGUGAAAUAGAGUAUUUCGCUGCCACUCGUUUUGAAGAGGAUUAUAAACCAUUGUGUGAAGACAACGGUGCCCACAAGCCAACACAAUGUCAACUGAAUGGAGAAUGUUGGUGUGUCGACAGCAGAGGACGGGAAAUCACUGGAACAAGGAGGAGAGGACAGCAACCAAUCUGUGACAAGGAGCCCACCUGUGUCUCUGAGAGACUAGUAUCUCUGUCCAGGCUUUUCUAUGGACCCGUUGGACAUUUCAGUCGUAACAAUCUGUUUUCUGCUACUCGAGAGCCGUGGAAGAUAGUUGGCUCCUCAAGAUUUUGUCCCUUUUUAUUCAGAGACUUUUUUGUGGAUUCCACGGAGCUGUCUUCCAUUUCAGGGGAAAACAGCGCCGCUCAGCUCUUCGCAUUUGAAACUCUCCUCGGCGAAGCGGUUGGUGGGAUGUUUCCUUCACGAGAACUUGCUCAGAUCGCUCUACGAUUCACCAGCAACCCCAAGCGGUUCCAAGAAAACCUUUUCGGUGGGAUGUUCUUGAAGAAUCUGAUCCAGUUUAACUUUACAGGAGCUCUUGGUCCGAACAGCAAAUUUAAUUUGGACAAGUAUUUCCAGCAGGUUGGGAUGAGAAGUGGAUUCGGUGAGCUGGCGGGUCAACUUUUGCAAGGAAGCUCCCAGAAGAAGUUUAAUUUGAGCCAAUCUCUUGUUGACGGCUUUGGUCGUACGGUCAAUUUAGAGGACAAUCAGAAUGCCAUCAAAUUCCUUGCUUCUCUUCUUGAAGCCCCAGAGUUUUUCACUUUUCUGCAGCAUGUGAUUUCUGUCCCAGAAAAUGUAACCAAAGAUUUAGGCAAUGUGGUGAAGAUUCUGUUGAAAGCAAGAGACUGCACGGAAGAGGGCAAUGAUGUUUUCGUGCCAGACUGUAGUGAAGACGGGAACUACAAGGAAAUCCAAUGUAAGAGAGGGGAGUGCUGGUGUGUAGAUUUAAGGGGGAAAGAAAUCCCUGGAUCCAGAGUACGAGGGACAAACCCACGGUGCCCUACAACGUGUGAAAAGCAAAGGUCCAGUUUGCAACUCUUAUUAAGAGACCAGCCUGCAGGAUCUCAGAUGUUUGUUCCUUCAUGCACCAAAGAAGGGAAAUUCCUGCCAGUCCAGUGCCAUGGAAAAAACUGUUUCUGUGUCAAUUCAGAAGGCAUACCUGUUCCAGGAAUAAGUACCAAUUCUGAAGACCCCAUACAAUGUCCAAGUGACUGCCACCUUGCAGCUGGUCAAGCUUUUCUAACAUCUGCUAAGCAGUUCCUUUUGAAUCCCGCUGCUCUGACUCAAUUGUCCAGCGUUUAUGUACCUCAGUGCGGUUUGGAUGGUCAGUGGAGGGCAAUCCAAUGCAAUGGUCCACCUGAACAAGCUUUUGAGUGGUACCAAAGAUGGAAUACUCAGAACAAUAAUAACAAUGUGCUUACUAUCCCUGACUUGGCUAACGUACUCCUGGACUACAAGGCAAGAUCUCAGCAGAGCUUUGAAGAUUUCAUCAACAUUCUCUACGCAGCGGGCCACCAGAAUAUUUUCCCAGGAUUUUCCAAAUACUCAUCUUUUGAAGCUGUUCCUCAAGAGCUGCUGGAAGGCAAUACACUGCAGUCAUCUGAGAACAUCUUACUGGACCCGUUCACCUUUUGGCAGCUUCUUCAAGGUCGCCUUAACCAUUAUCCAGGACCCUACAGUGAUUUUAGUAUCCCCUUGGGACAUUUUGAUCUUCGCAACUGUUGGUGUGUGGAUGAAAAGGGACGCCUGCAAGGAAGCCAAGCCAGCGUAAACCAAGUUCCAACUUGUCUUGGAGUGUGUGAAGCUGCAAAGCAAGAAGCUGUGGAAUUUGUUAACAAGGCGGAACAACUUAUUCAGGAGUCAAACAUCUCUCAUUUUCCUUUUGGACAAAGCUUUUUAAUGAGCCAAAUAUCUAUGUUAAGAGGCCGAGAGCUUUGGAGUAAUUUUUCUCAGCUGGAGAGCACUUUUGCAGAAAUACUGUUGGCAGGGAGCGAUUAUGCCAUCCAGCUGGCUGCACAAUCCACUUUGCAGUUUUAUCAGAAGAGUCUAUUUGCAUCCCCGGACUCUGCUGGGGAAGCUCAGCGCUUGGCAUUUCAGCCUUACAUCCCCCAGUGUGAUGGACAAGGGAACUGGGAGCCGGUCCAAUGCUAUGACAGCACAGGUCACUGCUGGUGUGUCAAUGAGAUGGGACGUUAUGUUUCAGAUUCCUUGGUGACACGCUCAACACAACUGCCCCAGUGUCAGACAUCAUGUCAACGUUCCCAAGUCAACGCCCAGAUUGCCAGUUGGAGAAUGAAUGGAUUGACACGGAACGCAACUUCAGCAGCUCUGUUUACUCCGUCCUGUCUGGAGAAUGGAGACUAUGCGAAUUUUCAGAAAUCGGAUUCACAGGCCUGGUGUGUCAACCCGGUGUCGGGAGCUGUAAUGCAAGAGAGCGAAAUUGAUUCUAACGGCGAGACUCCUUGCCCCAGCUACUGCAGUCUGGUGAAGUCGAAGACUCUGCUGCGCGAAAUUGGUAAAGGCUACAUCCCGAAGUGUGACGAGAACAGUCAGGUUUUCUCUCCGGCGCAAUGCAGUGAAGACCAAGCAAGCUGUUGGUGUGUCCUUGACAAUGGUCAGGAGGCUCCAGGGACAAGAGUUAAUGGCCAGAAGCCUGCCUGUGAACGUCCACGGUGUCCUCUGUCUUAUAACGCUUCUAAGCUGAUCCACGGUGGAGUUUUUUGCGAUAUCACCACUGCAAACUCAAAGAUCCAGCAGUGUCAAGUGAUUUGCUCUCCGGGUUAUCAUGAUGUCUUUUCUCAAAGAGAACCUCUUCAGUGUGAUACCCAGAAUCUCCUCUGGCUUACAAAUCCGCCUCAUUCUCUUGCUUGUCAGAGACUGCAGCCAUUCCAGAGUGUCCAGAUUCAAACCCAGUUUCAGCUCAUCUUGCCUCCCAAGAAGACCUGCAGCCCUGACUAUUCCGGGUUGCUGGAGACAUUUCAGGUCUUCAUUCUGGAUGAGCUGAAGUCUCGUGGCUUUUGCCAUAUCCAGGUCAAUACUUUGGAGAACUUGGUGUCUGUUCCAGUCUGUGGAGAUUCUGCUGUCGUGGUUGAGUGUACAGCUGCUGAUCGUCUGGGAGUGAAUGUCACAUGGCAAGCUAUGCUCAAAAAUGUGCCAGCUAUUGCACUUCCUGAUUUAUAUGACAUUGAGAAAGCCAUGGUUGGUGAGAAACUCCUUGGGCGUUUUGAAGAGCUGAUCAAGAGUGGUGGCUUUGUCCUCCACUUGGACAACAAGCAAUUCCAAGCAGACACUUCCAUCCGCCUUCCUGGAAGAGGAAAUUCUGGCGUGUCUUCCUUGGGGUGCAAUAAUGGUUUCCAGAAAGUCUUAACUAGUGGAGAAGUGAUACCAAAUUCUCAAGGAUGUGCUGUCUGUCCUCCAGGUUCCUCCUAUCAGAACGAGAGGUGCGUUCCGUGCCCUUCUGGAUUCUAUCAAGACCAAGCAGGAAGUGACUUCUGUGCAAAAUGUCCUCUUGGGACACUGACCAUCUCUCCUGGAGCUUUCAGAGCCAAUCACUGUAUGACUGAUUGCCAGAGGAAUGAGCAAGCUGAGAGGUGUGAUGAAAAUGGCCAGUAUAGACUUUCUUACCAAGAUCCUUCCACCCGAAAGUCAUUUUGUGUUGACAGCACUGGAAAGAGAUUAGACUGGACAGAGGCAGGUGGUCCUUUGACGGAUUCGCAGUGUUCGGUCCUCAGACGUUUUGAGAAGGUUCCUGCUUCCAAUCUUAUCUUCACCAUGGAAGAAUUGGAAUCAGUUGGGACUAAAACCCUCCAAGGAACGUCUAUGGACACCCUUCAGCAAUGCAUUGCAGAGUGUGAGAAGGAUGAGUCCUGUGGAUUUGUCACCACGUCAGCUGUGGGUCCAGAAACGUUGUGUGAGCUGUACAGUGCUCAGGACAGCAAUUAUAACUGCUCUACUUCUGGACUGGUUCAAGGUGCUUGGAAGAAUUCUCUCGCCACCAGCAUUGCCAGUCUCAGCUGCCUAAUUAAAGUGAGAGGCCCAGAGAAGAAAGAUUCAUUGAGCGCGUACCUAAAAAAAGGACAAGAAUUCACUACAGUGGGAGUCAAGACAUUUGAAAAGACUGAUUUCCAGGAUGUUGUUUCUGGCGUGUACAGCAUUUCGGUUGUGUCAGCAUCUGGUACAUCUUUGACAGAUGUUCAUCUCUUCUGCCGCCAAACCUGCCACCAAGAUGCUUGCUGUGAUGGCUUUAUCUUAAGCCAGCUCAUACUUGAUGGAGGCAGUAUUGCAUGUAGCCUGCUGAGUUCUCCAAGCGCUUUAUUCUGCAAUCUUAAUGACUGGGAUGGGAGCUCAACCCGUCGACAAGGUGACAUAUGUCAACGUGCAAAGUACAGUGAAGGGAAGAGCCAAUACACAGUCAGAAUUGGAGAGCAGGUGCUUGCUGGAGCUUCUGAGCUUGCAGAAGACAUAGAAAAAUUCUUCAUCGGCUUUCAGCGUGUUUAUAUCUGGAAAGAUUCUGACAUGAUGACCCGCAUUGGAUCUACCAUGUGUGAUGCUACUCUUGUUCCACUACAGUCUAAGUCUCUUCUAUCAGCUUCUACCAAGAAACUCUUUUCUAUAGUGGAAAGCGACCAAAUAUUGACCGAACCGAAUCGUUCUCUGCCAUCCCAAAAAUAUUGGCUUUUCAAGCAGAGCUACUCAGCUGAAGAGGCUCUUCUCUGGUGUCUCACACGUUGUAGAGAGGAUGAGUUUUGUCUACUGGCUGAUAUUCCAAAUAACACAGACACAACCUUCUUUCCUUGCACCCUCUAUCCAUCAGCCCAAGUCUGUAACACUUCCAUUAACAACGUCCCCAACAACUGCGAGAUUGUGUUACCUCAAAAGACCCAACUUUUAUAUCACAAGACAGUAUCUCUUGAAGGGAGCGUCAAGAAUUUUUACACCCAUCUACCGUUCCGUAAAAUAUCAGGAGUCUCUGUGAGAAACAAGAUGGAUAUGUCUAGGAAAACGGUGUCAAAGGGAUUUUUUGACUGUGAACGGCUUUGCGACGCUGAUCCUUGCUGCUCGGGUUUUGGACUUCUAAAUGCUUCCGAAGACAAAGACAGCAAGAUCUUGUGUUUGACUCUGGGCAGUUUGGGAAUUCAAACCUGCAGUGACGAAUUAAGAAGUGAUUGGCAGAUUUCUCCUUGUACAUCUCUGAAAUCUGAGGCCAAAGUGCAUCCUUUCGGCUGGUAUCAGAAAUCCUCAAUUGUGCCCCGCGUGUGUCCACCGGUUCCUUUACCAGAAAAUCAAGAAAACGUGACUUUGGACAAAUGGCAGCGUUUGGACAGGACCUCCACUGUUAUUGACCCUUCCAUUUCUAAAUUUGAUGUCAUCCAGGUCAGCAGAGAUCCUUCCAGUGAGUUUGCUGCCAUCCGAGAUUUUUGUCUCUCAGUUUGUUCAAAGGACAACCUGUGCCGAGUGACCACACUCAAAAUGUUGCCAUCAGCAGUGCGAUGCACGUUCUACCCAGAAACACAGAGUUGUAGCCUGAGUCUACAAGGCCAUCGCUGUCGUAUUUUGCUCAAGGAGCCUGCUACUUACAUCUAUCGAAAGCAAGAUGUGAUCCUACCCACUGCUGAAAGAAACAAUGAGCCUUCAGUAUUCAUCCCAUCACAUGGGACUCUGCUGGGCAGCUCUCAAGUAAUUCAAGUGGGCUCUGAAUGGAAGAGCAUUGGAUGGUUCCUUGGGGUUCCAUAUGCAGCACCUCCGGUGGGAGAGAAUCGGUUCCGUCCUCCACAGCCUUUCACCUGGACAGACUUCUGGAACGCAACCACAACCCGUGCUAGCUGCUGGCAACCAGGAGAUGACAGCCUUUCUUCGGUCAGUGAAGAUUGCUUGUUUUUGAACAUCUUUGUCCCGCAGAACAAUGGAGGGAAUCUACCAGUGCUGGUUUUCUUCCACAACAGCAUAAAUGCUGAUGACCAAGGCAAAAAGGCAGCCCUUGAUGGUUCGUACUUAGCUGGAGUUGGAAAUCUCAUUGUCGUAAUUGCAAAUUACCGUGUAGGAGUUUUUGGCUUUUUAAGCACUGGUUCCAGUGUUGCAAGUGGAAACUGGGGGCUUUUGGAUCAAGACACGGCUCUACAAUGGAUAAGGAAGAACAUUGGAAGGUUUGGGGGAGAUGCAGGACAGAUAACAAUUGGAGCACCGGACAGGGGAGCGGAUAUUAUCAGCAUUCACCUCCUUAAGAAAACUUCAAAUCCAACCCUGUUCAAGAGGGCACUACUGAUGGGUGGUUCUGCUUUCUCUCCAGCGAUAACGCUCAGCAAAGAGAAAGCACAAUCCCAAGCUGUCGAUUUGGCUCGUGAAGUCGGCUGCCCAUCAGUCAGCAGUUCUGAGAUUGUCUCGUGCCUUCGCCAGCUGCCUGCCAAAACACUUAACGAUGCACAAACCAAGCUCCUCGCCAUAAGUGGGCCAUUCCAAUAUUGGGGUCCAGUUGUUGAUGGAUCCUACGUGCAAGAAUCUUUUCCAGCUGCUUUGCAACGGGCCCGACUUUCAAAGUUGGAUCUACUCAUUGGAAGUUCACAACAGGAUGGGCUGAUCAGUCGUGCAAAGGCGAUUAAGCGUUUUGAAGAAAGACAAGGCCGGGCCAAUAGCAAAACCGCUUUUUAUCAGGCCCUCCAAAACUCUUUGGGCGGUGAAGAGUCCAACCUUCUCAUCCAGGAUGCGGCCACGUGGUUUUAUUCCCUAGAACAUUCAUCCACUGAGUAUGCUUCCUUCUCCAGGGCAUUAGAAAAUGCCACUCGAGACCACUUCAUCAUUUGCCCAACUAUUGAUAUGGCAAAGGAAUGGGCUAAUAACGAGAGAGGGAAUAUUUUCAUGUAUCACGUGCCUGACAGCAAUUCCUUGAGCAGCUCAAGCCUGGAAUACAUUCCUGAUGUUCAGCUUGCGUUUGGCCUACCCUUUUAUCCUCAGUAUAAAAACCGAUAUACACAGGAAGAGAAGGUUCUCUCCUUAGUCGUUAUGCAGUACCUGUCCAACUUUAUAAAAUCUGGGCCAAAGAGAGCAACCUGCCCCGAGUAGACCCACAAAAGGACUGGCUGCAACGCCCAUCUCUAAGACCACCACAAUGAAGUUGCUGGAAGAUAAGGCAGCCUACAGCAAAUAGAGCAGACCCUUUCGCUCUAUUUUACACUGAAGUGGUGAAAUCAGAAUAUUCUACUCAUCCAAAGGAAGAACUGGCUUUGCUAUGUUGCACUGUAAUAGCUGACUAUUAGUGAUAGUAUGCUAGAUACGAAGGUUGCUUUGCAGGCCAAGCAAAACUUAAAAUACUAUAAACAGGGGAUGAAGAGCUUAGGGGCUGAAACAAUUAAUUUUGAUGCCUUGACCUGUAUGCA
Ahaetulla prasina is the source of this 7737-nucleotide messenger RNA. It is a transcript of the gene TG, whose product is annotated as thyroglobulin. Lineage: Eukaryota; Metazoa; Chordata; Lepidosauria; Squamata; Colubridae. Gene Ontology annotation, biological process: thyroid hormone generation. The record is from RefSeq and is a predicted model, not a curated record. The transcript is spliced from 43 exons. The coding region runs from base 53 to 7423 and encodes 2456 amino acids.